Molecule: messenger RNA, 966 nt
Organism: Trichophyton benhamiae CBS 112371
Lineage: Eukaryota; Fungi; Ascomycota; Eurotiomycetes; Onygenales; Arthrodermataceae
Exons: 3
Coding region: 1-966 (321 amino acids)
Source: RefSeq, a predicted model, not a curated record
AUGGCUCGAAGAGUGGAUAGCAUUGAAGUUCUCGAAAGAGCCGCUGACGGCUUUAAACUUUCUCUGUUUCUAAGCGCUGUGAGCUGCGAGGUCUUCAAUGGCGGCAUCGAAACUCACAGCAUUGCAAAGGGGAUAUCGCUUCUGGCCGUUUCCUUGAAACAUGCGGGGAGAAUCCUCCAGGAACCUGACCCCAUAUACUCCGUACAAGCUGCAAACACCAUCGGGGAAAUCUCGCAUCAGAGUGCUGCAGUAUUUGACGAACUCAAGUCAAUGCUGAGCAAUGCUCAGGCUCGUGACAACGGAGCAUCCAAAAAUGAGACUUUACGAGAUCAUUUUCUCCGUUGUUUCAAAAAACACCGUGUCACAUAUCUCAUCGCCUACAUGGAGUCACUCAAUCUUAGCCUCAUGGCUAUAGGGCAAAUAAUAAACUUAAGGAAACUAUUAGCUUCAAAAAGGUAUAUGGAGCAGGGCCUUGCUACAGCUUUAAUUGAACAAGAACGCGCUGAAAUUCAGAACAUGCUUAUCAUUCGAUGCUGGUCCUUGAACAGAUUAGACAGGCUUUACGAUCUGGCUCGCCGAGAGGCAGAAGAAUGGAACAUACCUUGUAUACUCAACCCUGCUUUUGAUCCAUCAAUACCUGCAAGUCAACGUAAUGCUUUCAGAAAGCUUCGUGCUGUUUCAUUUGGAAAUGUCGACAUCAGUUUACAGCAAAUCAAAAAGACACCCAAAGACAUGGUCCAGGUAUCUGCCGAAGCAAUCGACCCAUUAUUGCAGCUAUGGGUGCGAAGAAAACAGGUCUCAUGGAAUUUAAGCUCUUGCCUACAUCAUGACAACUGCUUUGAGCUACCAUGCGACCCUCCUACUCCUAAGUCUGCGGAUGUGAAGGCUUCAGAAGGCUCGGAGCCACCUUCUCAAAGAGCCAAAGUAUAUGCUGAUGAUCUUCAACAAGGAUAUUCCAAGUACUGA